AUGGCUCGAGUCCUGCCGGAGAAUCAUCUUGACCGAAAUAGCCUGAAUACAUUUCAUUACUUUGCUCCAAGCCGCCAGGUCACUAUUCAGUUGUUACGCGCAACAAUUGCCUUGAUCACUUGUCUUCUUGUUGCCGGAGUUCUUGUCGAAUUGAACCACCAUUCGUCACUCAUCCUAUGGGGCAUGACAUUCCAAACUGGCUCUACAAUUUCCUCCGGCGCCUCUUCGAUUUCUUCUGCCACUUUUCAAGCUCUUCCGCUCCUCCUCUCUCAUCUGGUCUCUCGGCUGCCAUAUCCUUCCCAGCUAGAAGUGGCAACAUCACGUACUUCUAGAGACGGAAACAAACCGGACAUUUGUCGCCCCGGGGGAAGAUUGUUGACUGGACAAGACUUGCCAGUAUGGGCACGUUGCUGCCACUUUCUGCUCGGCCCGAAGAAGAGUGAGAAGCAGUCAGGAGUCAUUCUGGAAGAGGAGAGAAUGGCCGGCAGAAGCUGA
Protopolystoma xenopodis is the source of this 495-nucleotide messenger RNA. The record is from the annotation of a GenBank genome assembly. Lineage: Eukaryota; Metazoa; Platyhelminthes; Monogenea; Polystomatidea; Polystomatidae.